UUGAGCAAGUGGCUGUGUGGUGCUUAACUUCUGGUGCUUAACUUCCAGCUGGGCUUAAAACCAAAACAGCCUGAUAUUCAGUAUUGUGGUUAUACGUAAGACUUUUUGUCCAAUUAACAAGAAGCCUUUGUUUUAAUAGGCUUUCUACAUGUGUUUCUCACUCAAUACAGGCAUUUCCAAAUAGCAUUCUUAAUUUUUAUGUUAGAAAUAGAUGUUUAAUGGCACAUCUUUGUGCAUUUUUUCAUAGUCCUUUUUUUUUUUUUUUAAUCUUAAAGAGGAGAAUCAUGGGGUAAGAAAUUGACAAGCUAAAUGCAGUUGUUUAAAACCAGGUAUUUGAAAUUUGCAUUCUGGAAAAGUGUGGUGGGCAUAUUAUUCUUUGUUGAUCUGUAGUCUAGCCUCAUCUUGAGAAGAUACAUUUUGUAGCUGCCAAGUUAGUUUUUCAGGCAUGCAGUUAUAUGUGAAUUGCAAGAAGACUAAUAUGUACUUUCUGUGUAAGAUUGGAAUUAUCGGUGGAACUGGCCUGGAUGAUCCGGAUAUCUUAGAAGGAAGAACAGAAAAAUAUGUUGACACUCCGUAUGGCAAGCCAUCGGAUGCUUUGAUUUUGGGAAAGAUCAAAAAUGUGGACUGUGUGCUCUUAGCAAGACAUGGGAGGCAUCAUACAAUUAUGCCAUCAAAUGUCAAUUACCGUGCCAAUAUCUGGGCAUUAAAAGAAGAAAAUUGUUCCCAUGUGUUAGUGACUACUGCCUGUGGUUCAUUACGAGAGGAAAUACAACCUGGUGAUCUUGUCAUAAUUGACCAGUUCAUUGACAGGACAACUAAAAGACAUUGUACUUUAUAUGAUGGACAGCAUUCUACUCUUUCAGGAGUAUGUCAUAUUCCAAUGGCUGAGCCAUUCUGCACCAAAACCAGAGAGGUUCUUAUUGACACUGCCAAGAAGCUGGGGCUCCAGUGUCAUUCCAAGGGGACAAUGAUCACAAUUGAAGGCCCACGUUUCAGCUCUCGAGCAGAAAGCUGUGUGUUUCGCAGUUGGGGAGCCGAUGUUAUCAACAUGACUACAGUGCCUGAAGUGAUCCUUGCGAAGGAAGCUGGAAUGAGUUAUGCUAGCAUUGCCAUGGCAACAGAUUAUGACUGCUGGAAGGAACAUGAAGAAGCAGUUUCAGUGGAUAAAGUUUUAAAGACGCUGAAAGGGAAUGCAAAUAAGGCUACAAGCAUACUCCUUACUGCUAUACCUCAGAUAGGCUCCAUGGAAUGGACUGACACCCUGCACACUCUGAAAACAAUGGUGCAGUGCUCAGUCAUCUUGCCAAAGCAGUAACAACCUGGAUGGACCUUGAAGUUCCAGGGCUUUCAAGGAAGAGUGGAUCACUUUCGAAAUUUCAGAGGUUACAGUAUCUUCAAAAAAUGUUACAAGUUUAAAAGCAUGGACUAAACAUUGACCAAUGACCAUGUGUGAGGCUGCUGUUAAAAUCUUUCUCAGUUUGAUCACAUAGGAGAUGGUUAAAAUUAAAUUUUGAGUAUGUCUUCAACUAAAAUUAACCCUGCUGACAAACUAUAUCUGACAGUGGUCAGAAAAAAGAAGUCAGUAUCCUCUAAUCACUGGUACCUUUUAACUGAUGGUAGAAAGGGAAGUUUGAGUAAUAUUUUUGUUGCAGUUUCAUAAGAUAAGAUCUGAGAAAGCAGACUCACAGGCUAUUUGUGUUGCUGUUUCUACCUCCCGUCUUUUCCUUCAAAAAGGCACAUGGUUACAAUUAACUUCAGAAAGCUAACAGAAACAUAACAGAAAACCUGAACAAACAAUUUCAAAUCAAAAUCAUAGUAUUUUUAUACAUUAUCCGUAUUUUUUAUUCCAGUGAUUUUUUUUAUAGCAGUGUACUUGUUUUGUGUGCUAGAAGACAUGGUUUAAUAAUUGUGGUGGUUCUGUUAUAGCAGCAGUUGCGUAAUGAGUUAGUGUUAAUGUUCAGUCAGGAGACUGAAGUAAUGCCUAAACCAAAUUUGUGCCUGAAGAUGUACUUACAUGAUUUACAGAACUGUACAGAAAAAGUACUUUGCUGACAGCGUCCCAAACACUCUGCUGGCCAUUUUCCGCCUCAUUGAACAGCUCCAGUUUUAGUUCCUGUAUUAAGUGGUGAAUGUGCUCAAGUGGUUUGAAUGUAUGCAUUUCAAUUUUAUAAUAUGGUUUUAUUUUAAUAAAAUGACCUGCUACUUCUUGUCUAGUA
This is a messenger RNA of Cinclus cinclus, 2216 nucleotides long. RefSeq names its product methylthioadenosine phosphorylase (gene MTAP). The transcript has 7 exons. The record is from RefSeq and is a predicted model, not a curated record. Gene Ontology annotation, biological process: nucleoside metabolic process. Gene Ontology annotation, molecular function: S-methyl-5-thioadenosine phosphorylase activity. NCBI's taxonomy places the organism in Eukaryota, Metazoa, Chordata, Aves, Passeriformes, Cinclidae. Gene Ontology annotation, cellular component: cytosol. The coding region runs from base 446 to 1315 and encodes 289 amino acids.